UGCUGUGUGAGAGGAAACUCAGAGAAACUGAUGUUUGGGAGAGGGACUCAGCUGAAUGUUGAAUCAGGGGAGGAAUUCUUACCGUCCUACUACAAACUGUCAGAUGGUAACACCACCGCAUGCCUGGCCACUGGUUUCAGCAGAUACAACGCAACGGAGAAACAUGAAACCUAUGGAAGCAACUUCAGUAAGACAGAGGCCGUUCGGAUCUCAGAGGACUCUCUGUACAACAGCGUGAUUCUGUUUGUAAAGGCUGAAGACGGAGACAAAUGUGAAGAAGAUACAAAAGGGGAAACUGGGUCUGUUCAGUGUGGAGACAUUUUGGAACCAGGUGUGACUGUGAACACAGUGUCUCUGACCAUCCUGUGCCUCAGACUGCUCUUCCUCAAGACCGUCGUCUUCAACGUCCUGAUGACUCUGCGGCUGUGGAUCAGUCAGUGAACACAAAAAGACGACGAUGACGAGUUGGCAAACGACUUUCUGAACACGGAAACAUCGAGUCACUGAGCAGCACUGUGCCUCUAUCAUGUAUAAUAACAUGUAAAUAUCAUAUGAGCUGUUCAUCAUACACCUGUUAACAUCAUCUCUCUGUGUGACACAAGUUUUCCUGUGAUUUUCUUGAUUUUUUGCGUCUUAUUAUCGGCGAUGCUGUUUUGAUGAUGGAGUUUUUCCUCUUUCUGUCCUGCUGAUGUAAAUAUCACACUGAUCGUCCUGCUUUCACUGAAAAACAGCUGUGAGACAUUUCCUGUGUGACGUUACAAUAAACCCUGAACAACAGA
This is a messenger RNA of Toxotes jaculatrix (banded archerfish), 779 nucleotides long. Its product is annotated as M1-specific T cell receptor alpha chain-like. Bases 31 to 441 code for a protein of 136 amino acids. NCBI's taxonomy places the organism in Eukaryota, Metazoa, Chordata, Actinopteri, Toxotidae. The transcript has 6 exons. The record is from RefSeq and is a predicted model, not a curated record.